UAACAUUUUAGUGCUGGCAACAUGGUGAGGUGCAUUAGGAUGCAAUGGUUUGUCUUGUUGAUCCUCAUUCUGAGUUGGGCUUGUGCCAUCUCUCUCACCUUCGCCGGGAUAUACAUACUCUUCGCCCACUCCCAAGCUCAGGAAGUGCAUAUGUACAUAAAUGGCCAAGUGAAAAAGGUAAUGGUGCAGCGUGAUGUCCAACAAAGUUGGUGGACAGUGAUGGAUGGCGUGCUUAUGCUAAUCGGAAGCUGCAUCUUCAACGGGAUACUGUUGACUUCGAUGCUGGUCUGCUUGGUAAGGGAGCGGCGCCGCCGACGGCUGGAGCAUCGUCAAAGUGUCGCCAACCAGCAGGAACCACCGCCAGAUUACAGCACAGUUAUGAAAGAAGAGACGCCUCCUCCUACUUAUUCCUCGCUGGACCUUGACUCCACCACCACCUCCACCUCUCCUUCUCCCUCCCCGUCCCCUUCCCUCUCGUCCCGUGCGAAUUCAUUGUCUCCACUAUCCGAGACUGUGCAGGAAACUACUGUGUAGAUAAGAGUUUUAAUGUGACGCUUGGUGGUGUUGCUUUUCGUUUUGUUAGUUAUGUUCCAUUAGCAAAUCCGUUUGUUGGUAAUUGCUUGUGGAAGUAUAAGUUACCACUCCACUGGUUAAUGGCUUCGUAUGAAACUCCGGUUGAAAUGCAAUAAAAGCAUACUUGAUUUUUAAGGCAAAACACUUUUUUUUUGUUUGUGACUAGCUCAUAAUUAAUAUACACGUGAAUCAGUCUUGCAACAUGUCAAUAGCAAGUAUGUAUGGAUGUGUAUGUGUGUGUGUCACACAUACAUAUCUCCAUAGCGCAGUCAAGUGUAAUAGUAAAGAAAUACUGUACGGACAUGACUGUUACAUCUUCAUCAUCAGCAUGUGUUUCAUUCCACACACUCACAAACCUAACCAGCUGGAACAAACAGGAUGAAGUAGGCAGAUGUGGGAGUGAUGCUGCUGGCUUGCUGGGUCGUUGGGCUGUUGAAUGGCAGGGGAAUGACUAGUCUGAGGAACUGUAACAUUCGUUACUCGGGUACUAAUGGUAAAUAGGAAAUGCUUUAUGCUGUGCAUCGCAGGAUAAGUGAAAGGCUUUUUUUUUUUUUUUUUUAGGAAAUGUAUAUAAUAAAGCAUUUCGAUAACAUGGGGACGCCGCCGCCACCACCACCGCCGCCGCCGCCGCCGCCGCCUCCACCACCAUCACCGCCUGCCACAAUCUCAAGAGCCACCCGCUACCUCUUAGGAAACUUACGGCUGCUCUACUACACGAUCCUCAGGUCCUGCACUCUAUAGGAAACACACUCGUCUCAACACAGGUUUGCUUACAUACAUAUAUUUACUUGGCUGAACUCUCUAAACUACAUAACGAGGGUGUGAUGGAGGUGGGUGGGGGGAGCAACACUGUACAACUAAACGUGGUGUUCUGCUCGGUCACCCGGCGAGAAGACUCGAUGGCAGGACACGCACUUCAUCGCUCUCGUAGACUAACUUCAUCCAAAACAGACUACAGCGUUUAUAUACGAAACUUCUGAAACAACGUGCCCGCUGAAAACGUAAGUAUAUCCAACCAUGUACACGAGAGAGGUAUGGAAACCAAGUAGAUAACAAUGGUGACUCGAACAGGUCUCAGCAGUAGGCACCACAGGUCAUCAACAAUCCAGAUAAGACUGACUGAUUUCCUUUUGCUAAUGCCACUUUGCCCUUCU
Scylla paramamosain (green mud crab) is the source of this 1727-nucleotide messenger RNA. RefSeq lists its product as uncharacterized. NCBI's taxonomy places the organism in Eukaryota, Metazoa, Arthropoda, Malacostraca, Decapoda, Portunidae. Bases 22 to 534 code for a protein of 170 amino acids. The transcript is spliced from 3 exons. The record is from RefSeq and is a predicted model, not a curated record.